This is a messenger RNA of Styela clava, 4515 nucleotides long. The record is from RefSeq and is a predicted model, not a curated record. Lineage: Eukaryota; Metazoa; Chordata; Ascidiacea; Stolidobranchia; Styelidae.
AUUUUAGACUAGAUUUGUAAAUAAUGUAGAUUUUAUUCGACUAAUGCUUCGAACAAGUAACCAAAAAUAAUGAUUUCUGCAAUAAAAUAACGAAGUGUUGAAUAUUUUAUCAUCUUUAUAGUUUUAGUAGCAGCUUGCCACAAUGCUGAUCAAAGAAUAUCGUAUCCCUAUGCCAAUGACUGUAGAAGAGUACAGGAUUGCCCAAUUGUAUAUGAUACAGAAAAAGAGUCGCGAAGAAAGCCAAGGGGAAGGCAGUGGUGUUGAAAUCAUUGAAAAUCGACCUUAUGAGAAUGGACUCGGGGGAAGUGGGCAGUAUACAAGGAAAAUAUAUCAUAUUAGUAAACAUAUACCUAGUUGGUUUGUUGCAAUACUUCCCAAAGAUGCACUUAUUGUUUACGAAGAAGCAUGGAACGCCUAUCCACAUACGAGGACCAGAUAUACCUGUCCUUUUAUCGAUAAAUUUUCAAUUGAUAUCGAAACUAAAUAUUAUGACGACCCUGGUGACCAGGAAAACGUUUUUGGAACUAAUUCUUCAAAAAAUAUUGCUGUUGAUUUGAUUGACAUUGUGACUGACCAAUCAGUAGACAAGAUAUUGAAGGAGGAGGAUCCAAGAUUGUAUAAAUCUGCAAAAACGGGUCGUGGGCCAUUAAAUGAGAAAUGGCUUGCCAAUGCUAAAAUGAAUAAAGGGAAGGAUGGCCAUAGUGUCAUGUGUUCUUAUAAAUUGUGUAAGGUUGAAUUCAAAUAUUGGGGAAUGCAAUCAAAGAUAGAACGUUUUAUUCAUGAUGUAGCUCUUCGGAAAACCAUGGGUCGAGCGCAUCGUCAAGCCUGGUGCUGGCAGGAUGAAUGGUUUGGACUAAACAUGGCCGACAUUCGAAGAUUAGAGAAAGAGACCCAAGCUGAAUUAGAGAAGAAAUUUGGAGGAGAUUCAUCUAUUGAUAGUGAUGAUGGAGCAGGUGAUAGCUUGGCUGAAAAGUUACCAACACAAGUACCCCUUUCACAAGUAGCUAAGAAUGGAAUAAAUGAUGAACAACCUGAAUUGGUGAAAAGGAAAAGUAUGGAAGAUAUGCAGGGACAAGUUACAACGACUCGUAAAAAGAAACUUUCACGCCAGACGUCAUCAAGCUCUAUGUGGUCAAAUCAUAGUAAAGCCAGUGGUAAAUCUACUCUAUCACCCACCAUAGCAGAAUGGAGAAUGCAAAGCAUAGAACAACACUCGGAUCAAUCUUCUGACGAGGAUGAAUUCUUUGAUGCGAUUGAGAAUUUUGAGAUCAGUUCGAACAGUGGUUUGAAUAGUUUGGAGAAAGAUCGGUGGGGUUCGGUUGAAAGUUUGGAAAAUGAACUGAAGAGAGAGGUAGAAGAGGAAAUUGUACCUGUCAAUGAUAAUGGGGGUAACCUAGAAUCUACGAUAACUUAUCAGAUCAGUGUUGAAGAGGAUUCGCUAGCACAGUCGACCUCAUCUUUCCACUUGCCAGAAACCUGUAAAAUCAACACAUUAUUCCUUGUAUUGCACGGUGGGAAUCCUGUGGACUCAUCUCCUGAUGGUGCUGGUAGUAGUUCUACUAAACAGGCUGAUGUUGGCACCCUCUCCUCUACAUUUGAUUCAGUAGUUGCUUCACAUUAUAAGACAGCAAUGGGAAGAUUUGCUUUCAGACUUGUUUCCUGCCCUCCUGUUUGCGUGGAAGCUUGUAAUGCUUUGAAAAAUCUUAGCCCAACUGGCUACGAUAGCUCAUCAUCUCAUCCGUUCUCUAGCGCCCUCGUAUCAGCAUACGCAACGUACAGUUCACAAUAUUCAGAAGCCGUCAACCUGACGUUUGCUUCAUGCAACUCUGUUUAUAAUUCUUUUACUUUGUCUGAAGAAGGAAAAGGAUUCAAUGGCCAGGUUUGCAUUAUAGCAGACAGUGUUGGCGGCCUAAUUGCCUAUGAUAUGUUAGUUUGUUCGCCAGAAGGCAGACGCAGCAAUUCGACAGUCGGGAAUAAAUGGGGUACCUCUCUAGCCCCUCAUGAGGAAGAAGAUCGCCAUGCAUCGAGCAACAGUUUACCAUCCUCCCCAAAAUUUCGAUUCACACACGAAGAGGUUGAGCCCAUGGGGGGAAUCCCAGACCCAACCCCCACCGAUUUGGACCCCCUAAAGGUCCCGGUCUCAAGAUAUCGACGAUACAGUGCUAACUAUUGCUUGGAUGUGCAGAAGAAUGCCAACACACCAAUAAAACCUCCACAUCCUCUCGUAAAUCCACAAUUAUCUCGACGAUCGUCAUCUGGGAUGAGUCUCGAUGUCAAUUCGAGACUAGAUUUUGAAGUUGCUGACGUAUUUAUAUUAGGUAGUCCACUAGGUGUCAUACUUGCACUUCGCAACUCCAUCAGUGGAAUUCAAGAACCCCCGUUACGGCCCGCGUGUGGAAGAAUCCACAAUACUUUCUACUUGGCAGAUCCUACUUCCAGUAGACUGGAACCUUUGCUUGAUUCCAGGUUUUCUCGAAUACCAGUAGUAGAUGUUGCGCGAUAUCACAAGUUUCCACUGGGAGAUGGGAGAUCUCUGUCAUUAGGUGAAAGUCUGACAACAAACCUCCAUUUAUUUCUCGAAUCGGAAUCGAAAGAAAAACGUAGAGGCAGCGAGUGGAGCGUUUCAUCUUACAAUGGAGAAGGCAUCAACAAUGCUAAUCAAGGCAUAGCAUGUGAUCAGUCAAGCAUAACUCAUGAUCACUCAAACAUGGAAUGUUUCCACGACGACAGUGAUAUACAAGAAGAUGAGGUCUGUAGCAGAGUUGCUUCUCGGUGGUUCGGGGAUCAACGUCUCGACUACGCUUUGUUCUGUCCGGAUUCUCUCUCGACGUUUCCAAGUGUAUCUUUACCGCACGUCUUCUAUGCCAGUUUCUGGGAGUCGACUGAUCUAGCUGCUUUUAUAAUAAGACAGGUUGUCCACCAAGAAAAUGUUUCAGUUUGUCUCGACUGUGAAACUAAACUUGUAACGUUCACUCCCUCAAUACCGAAAGAAAAAUGGGCAAAACGAAGAACUCACGUCAAGAUUAGAAACAUGACGUCAAACCACAGAGCAAAAGAUUGCGUAGCGAUAGAAAAUGGAGAACAAGUUUUAUCUGGAAGAUUUACCUAUGGACCAUUAGAUGUCGUAGCACUUACUGGAGAAAAAGUCGACAUUUAUAUUAAUUCUAUGAAUUCAUCCCAAGAAUGGUCGCUGAUUGCAACAGAAGUUACAGAUUCUCAUGGAAAGAUCACCUGCUCAGUUGCAAAUGAUAAACGUUUGCCUCUCGGUAUAUUUCCAGUAAAGAUGGUUGUGAGGGGAGACUUGACCAUUGCAGAUAGUUAUCUAGCUGUUCUUCCACCGCACACUGACUGUGUUAUCUUCAGUAUUGAUGGCUCGUUUGCAGCGAGUGUUUCCAUCAUGGGAUCCGAUCCUAAAGUAAGACCUGGGUCUGUGGAUAUUGUAAGGCAUUGGCAGGAGCUCGGCUAUUUGAUCAUCUAUGUAACAGCUCGACCAGACAUGCAGAAGCAUCGUGUUGUGACGUGGUUGGCACAUCAUAACUUCCCUCAUGGUCCUGUCUGGUUUUCCGAUGGUCUGGUGCAUGAUCCGAUGAAACAGAAAACUAAUUUAUUGAAACACCUUCAAACCGAGUGCAAACUCAACUAUGUAGGUGGAUAUGGGUCAAACAAAGAUAUAACAGUGUAUUCACAACUUGGGCUGACUAAUGAACAGAUUUAUAUCAUUGGCAAAGCGUCUAAGAAACAGAUUACACAAUGCACAUGGUUAUCCGAUGGAUACUCAGUUCAUCUCAGAGAGAUAAAGCAAACUUUGAAACCGGCAAAGUAUAAUGCUCAGAUUGCAAUGAAGAAAGGUUGUUUUGGGCUUCCUGGCCAUCGAAAUAAUUCAUCAAAGAAGCGUUCUUCAGGGAAACGAGGAACUUUACUUACUUCCUCGUUAAAAAAUUGACCUUUCAACUUAGAACUAUGAUCUGUGAUAAUGGAAAACUCAACUGUAGACUAAAUACUGUGAAAACAAAUAAAUAUUAUAAAGAACGCUGUUGACCAGCAUUGAUUAUACAGCCAGUGAAAUGUAUUAUAUUCUCUCCUAUGAGCAUGAUCACACUAAUCCUGACCCCAACAUGGACUGGUAACUGGACGAGAGGCCGUGGUUUGCCAUAUAAUUUAGCCGUCUUAUCAGUUUUCCCCUCUCCUGGGUAAAUGUGAAAAUAUUAUUCGUUUCACAGAUGCAUACUGUUUUCCAUUGCCAAUCAUGCUUGUUCUAAUAAGCAAUAAUACUAUGUAUUUUCGACUCGAGACACCUCUUUCAUAACUGUUGUACAUUUGCAUUUUCACUUCUUCAUUUCGAACGAAGCUUGUGCACGAAUCCACUGAUAACAAAAAAUUCAAUUCUAUUCCCAAGCAACUUUGAGCUUUGACUCUUUGCUGAUUAGAGAUAAUCUAGCUCUAGUUUCAAGCUUCUUUGGUAAAAAUUUGAUUUUGAACACCACUGUUUUCUUCCUGAACAUUAACAACUCUAUA